UUAGACGUGCCCGUGUCCGCAGGCCGCAGCAGCCAUGGCGCCCAGCCGCAAUGGCAUGAUCCUGAAGCCCCACUUCCACAAGGACUGGCAGCGGCGAGUGGCCACAUGGUUCAACCAGCCCGCCCGCAAGAUCCGCAGGAGGAAGGCCCGCCAGGCAAGGGCUCGGCGCAUCGCUCCCCGUCCUGUGGCUGGGCCCAUUCGGCCUAUAGUGAGGUGCCCUACGAUCAGGUACCACAAAAAAGUCCGCGCUGGCAGAGGCUUCAGCCUGGAAGAGCUUAAGCUCGCUGGCAUCAACAAAAAGUUCGCCCGGACUAUUGGAAUCUCUGUGGAUCCCCGGCGACGUAACAAGUCCACGGAGUCCCUGCAAGCCAACGUGCAGAGGCUGAAGGAGUACCACUCCAAGCUUAUCCUCUUCCCAAGGAAGCCGGCUAUGCCGAAGAAGGGAGACAGCUCUGCUGAGGAACUCAAGAUGGCAACUCAGCUGACUGGACCGGUUAUGCCGAUCAAGAAUGUUUUCAAGCGGGAGAAGGCUCGUGUUAUCUCGGAAGAUGAAAAGAACUUCAAGGCUUUCGCCAGCCUGCGCAUGGCUCGAGCCAAUGCCCGGCUCUUCGGCAUCCGCGCAAAACGCGCCAAAGAGGCGGCUGAGCAGGAUGUGGAGAAGAAGAAAUGAGCUGUCAAUAAAAAAUGUGGAAACACGA
Molecule: messenger RNA, 698 nt
Organism: Pezoporus flaviventris
Lineage: Eukaryota; Metazoa; Chordata; Aves; Psittaciformes; Psittacidae
Gene: RPL13
Product: ribosomal protein L13
Exons: 5
Coding region: 35-670 (211 amino acids)
Biological process (GO): translation
Cellular component (GO): ribosome; cytosolic large ribosomal subunit
Molecular function (GO): RNA binding; structural constituent of ribosome
Source: RefSeq, a predicted model, not a curated record